Lathyrus oleraceus (garden pea) is the source of this 1389-nucleotide messenger RNA. Its product is annotated as putative MO25-like protein At5g47540. Gene Ontology annotation, biological process: intracellular signal transduction. The transcript is spliced from 11 exons. Gene Ontology annotation, molecular function: protein serine/threonine kinase activator activity. The record is from RefSeq and is a predicted model, not a curated record. Lineage: Eukaryota; Viridiplantae; Streptophyta; Magnoliopsida; Fabales; Fabaceae. Bases 154 to 1167 code for a protein of 337 amino acids.
UUGAACUUUUAACAAUAAUAAUAGUAAUAUUUCAAAACAGAAAUAUCUCUCUAUCUCUAAUCUCUAUCUCUUUCUCACACCAUCUUCAUUCAUCUUUCACGUUGAUUCAGAAACCCUAACAAGAGGAAGCGUUAACAAUAGGAUCCUGAGAAGAUGAAGGGUCUCUUCAAGCCAAAGCCACGCACUCCUAUUGAUAUUGUGCGACAAACCAGAGAUCUUCUUAUCUUCUUCGAUCGCAGCACUGAAACUCGCGAUAGCAAGCGGGAUGAAAAACAAAUGGUGGAGCUAUGUAAAAAUAUCAGGGAGCUAAAGUCAAUCCUUUAUGGAAGUAGUGAUUCUGAACCAGUCUCAGAAGCUUGUGCGCAGUUGACUCAAGAGUUCUUUAAGGAGGACACGCUGCGACUGCUUAUCAAAUGUAUUCCAAAAUUGAAUUUGGAGGCCAGGAAAGAUGCCACUCAAGUAGUUGCAAAUUUACAAAGGCAACCAGUUCAGUCUAAAUUGAUCGCAUCGGAUUACUUGGAGAAAAACAUGGAUCUUAUGGAUGUUUUGAUAGCUGGAUAUGAAAACACAGAUAUGGCUUUACACUAUGGUGCGAUGCUGAGGGAGUGUAUAAGACACCAGAUUGUUGCAAAAUAUGUUCUGAACUCACCUCAUAUGAAGAAGUUCUUUGAUUAUAUUCAACUUCCAAAUUUCGACAUUGCUGCAGAUGCUGCAGCAACUUUUAAGGAACUCAUGACCCGGCAUAAAUCUACUGUAGCUGAAUUUCUUUCUAAGAAUUAUGAAUGGUUUUUUGCAGAUUAUAACUCUAAGCUGUUGGAAUCUUCCAAUUAUAUUACAAGACGCUUAGCUGUUAAGUUGCUAGGAGAUAUGUUACUUGAUCGUUCAAAUUCAGGCGUAAUGACCCGAUAUGUGAGCUCAAGAGAAAACUUGAGGAUUUUGAUGAAUCUUCUAAGAGAGUCAAGCAAAAGCAUACAGAUAGAAGCAUUUCACGUUUUCAAGCUAUUUGCUGCUAACCAAAAUAAACCGCCCGAUAUUAUCAGCAUAUUUGUUGCAAACAAAAGUAAAAUGUUGAGACUAUUGGAUGAAUUCAAAAUUGAUAAAGAGGAUGCACAGUUUGAAGCUGACAAAGCUCAAGUGAUGGAGGAAAUUGCUGCUCUCGAAGCUUAGAGAAUAAUAACAUGCUUGAGUUGCAGAUAGUGUUAAAUGAGAAAUUGCAAUGUGGUAUUUUACCUUAAUGAAUUGUGUAUUAUUAUUACAGUUAUGUUAGUCUUCUAGAUGCAACUAUCAUUUUAUACAUAUUUGAUUGCUUCCAUUCUGUAAUUCUAUAGUCGUCAUGUAAAAUAUUAAAUAAAUUGUUUAAAUGAGUUACAUAUGGUUUAUGGCUUUCAA